AUGAGGGCCCUUGCCGUUCUGGCCGCGGGGGCGGCACCUGCCGCGCGGGCCACCGGGGGCAGCACCACCUCGGAGGUGCCGGCGGACGCCGCAUCCUGCACGUGGCCGCAGUGCACCUACAAGUGCCGUUGCAAGAACUACGACCCUGUCGGCUCCUGCGCGGUCUCGCUCGUGAUCCCGAAUUUCUCGAAAGUUCCCGAUGCGUUCAACGAUUUCGAGGGAUGCGCGCCCGACCGCGGCCCGACCGAGUGCUUCCUGGGCAAGUGCCUCUGCAAAGAGGGCUUCUGCGCCUCGGAGGACGGGGAGUCCUGCGAGCCAGAGGUGUGCGUCCCGGGCGCCACGGCCCCGCAGUACGAGCCGACGGACUAUUGGAUGGGUAAGUUCUACGAUCUGGCCUCGAGCGACAGGUUCCCGCCGCCUGGCACCACGAAGAGCGAGGCGCUUGUUUUUGUCCGGGAGAAUGCGCUCUGGCCCGCCGUCCUCAUCGUGCUGGGGCUGAUCGUGGGGAUAUUGACCUUCGUCUGCCUCUGCCUCAGCCCCGGCAUCGGCGACAAGAGGGGCAUGAAGGUCUCGCGGCGCCCCGUGAGUCCAGCAUCCCGGAAGAUGCUGGUCGAGCCCUCCCUCUGCCCGAUGUUAUCCGUGGCUGGGCUAACUUUGGUCCUGAACGUGGUGCUCAUCGUCCAGAGGUCUGCAACCUACGCGCGCACUGCCGGUGCCCUCGACGAGACGGUCGCCCACUUGUUGCGCGACGUCACGACUGUGCAGCAGCAGGCAGGUGAGAUCAACCGCACCGUCCGUGGCCUGCAACACCGGUUGGAAGAUGCCCCGCAGUCGUGCGCCGGCGUGGGAGACCAGACCAAGGAGAUGCUGGCGGACAGGACGCGAAGUGCCGUGAGCGGGUACUGCGACCAGGUGGAGAAUUUCACCAAGCAGAUCCAGCCUUUGCCGGCCGAGGUCAAAGAGGUGCAAGGACACAUGCACGAUUUCUUCCCAUUUCUCAAGUGGGGGCCGGUCUUGCCCGUUCUCGUCAUGACCUUGGCGAACGUUCUCAUGGUCAUUGAGGCUUUCCUGACCCGCGUCUACGGGACCAGCACGCUGGCGAGGGAAGAGGACUUCGCGAUGCACGUAGCUGCUGUUAUAUUCUUCCUGGUGAUCUUGAUCGUGGCGGUCAUCUCGGCGGCAGAGGUCUCAGUAGGCAUUGCAGCGAGCUUAUUCUGCAACGACGUCGACGAGAACGUCCAGCAGUAUGCGGCGUUCUAUGUAAACCAAAUGAACACCUCUGAGGGCAACAGGCAGAUGAUGGUCAAUCUGACCAAGUUCUACAUCAGCGGGGGACUGCCGAGCCCCGUGGGAACGAAGUUGAGGACCUUGUUGAAGUAUUUCAAGGCCCUCCAGGAGUAUUAUAACUCCGCCAUGGUGCAGGACAAUGCGGGGGUCCCUGCAGCGCUUUGCCCCGCGCUAAGCGAAAUCUCGAUGCGCGAGGACCUCCUCAUGCCAGCGAAGGGCGCGAUGGAUAGCAUGCUCCCGCUGAUCAAGACCAGCAAUAUCUUUCCCUAUUACGACAGAGUGGUCCACGAUAUGAUGUGCGGCUCUGUCGUCGAGACCCUUGGCUGGACGGUGGUGACGCAGGCCAUCGUCGGCUUCAUCUGCUUCCCGGCGUGCGCGGUGCUGACGCACCGGUUCCUGAGCAGCUGGGCCGUCUGGAAGUCCAGGACGGAGCAGGCCAGCGAGGAUAUGUUUGACGACAUGCACGAGGCGACGGGGAAGUUCCGCGCCGACGACGCGGAGGGUUUCUCAUCCGAGUCCGACGACGAGGUGCAUUGCUUCGGCGUCUGGCGGGGCGGCCGUCGCGAGAACGGCGAGGCCCGUGACAGCCAGGCCCUCAUCUCUCCGCGGCACCAGCAGAGCUGGAGCCGAUGA
Molecule: messenger RNA, 1920 nt
Organism: Prorocentrum cordatum
Lineage: Eukaryota; Dinophyceae; Prorocentrales; Prorocentraceae
Source: the annotation of a GenBank genome assembly